Drosophila busckii is the source of this 4691-nucleotide messenger RNA. It is a transcript of the gene mop, whose product is annotated as tyrosine-protein phosphatase non-receptor type 23. The transcript is spliced from 11 exons. Gene Ontology annotation, molecular function: protein binding; protein tyrosine phosphatase activity. Gene Ontology annotation, cellular component: endosome. The coding region runs from base 59 to 4534 and encodes 1491 amino acids. NCBI's taxonomy places the organism in Eukaryota, Metazoa, Arthropoda, Insecta, Diptera, Drosophilidae. Gene Ontology annotation, biological process: protein transport to vacuole involved in ubiquitin-dependent protein catabolic process via the multivesicular body sorting pathway; endocytic recycling; protein dephosphorylation. The record is from RefSeq and is a predicted model, not a curated record.
AUAGUAUUUAUACAAAUAAAUUCCUCCAGCAGCAUAAAAUAUAAAAUUGGAAAAAACAAUGGAGGCUGUGCCGCGUUUGCACAUGCUCUGGUUUGCGCUCAAAUCCAGUCCAGAGGGCACAUCGUUUGCAGCGUUGAAAAAGUAUAUAGCUGAAUUCUAUCAUGAGGAUCCGGAGGCAUUCUCCAAAGAGGUUCAUGCUUUGGAAACACUACGCAAUCAGGCUAUGCGCACCACCAAGGAUGGUGCACCGAUAAUGAAACGUUAUUAUUGCCAGCUACACGCCUUGCAGAAUCGCUUUCCACAGCUAGCCGAGCGCAGUAUUUUCACCUUUUGCUGGAAGGAGCUUUACCAUAGCGCAGUGCAUGAGAUAAGCGAUUUGCGUUAUGAACGCGCUGCAGUGCUCUUUAAUAUUGCAGCAUCCCAUACACAAUCCGGCGCUUCAGUAACGCGCGGCGAUGUGGACGGCAUGAAAAUGGCCUGCACGCAUUUCCAGGCAGCUGCUUGGGCUUAUAAUGAGCUUAGAGAACGUUAUGCAAAUGUUGGCAGUGGCGGUGACUUUAUGACCAACGAGCUGUUGGUAUUCCAGCAGCAAGUGUGCUUGGCUCAAGCGCAGGAAUGCAUUCUGGAAAAGUCGCUCAUAGACAAUCGCAAGCCACAUGUGGUGGCCAAGGUGACUGCGCAGAUUGUGGUUUACUACGGCGCUGCUCUGGCAGCUUUGCUCACUGGCGGCGACGAUGGCGCCGUGGCGCAAGUUAUAGACAACUCUGUUUACAAAUUAUGGAAAAAAUAUGUGCGCUUCAAGAUAAACUAUUUGAAUUGCAUAUUAUAUUUGUAUCAAGGACAGCACGCAGAGGAACAGCGUAAAAUGGGCGAGCGUGUAACGCUAUAUCAGGCUGCCUGGGACAAGCUGGAGGAGGCGCGCAAGGAGUCCAAAGGCUUGCCGGAUCAAAAGGAAAUCAAUGAUUCGUUGAGCUUUACAGCGGAUGUGGUGGAGGCUAAGCGCAAAAAUGCCAAAAAUGAAAAUGAGUUUAUAUAUCAUGAGGCGGUGCCAGAGCUUAAUACAAUUGCUGCUGUGCAAGGCGCUAACCUGGUGAAUGGCAUAGGCUUUGCUAUAACCGACGAAGAAGUAGCUGGCACUGAUCUAUUUGCACGGCUGGUGCCCAUGAAAGCGCACGAGGCCAGCUCAAUGUACAGUGAGGAAAAGGCAAAAGUGCUGCGUAAAUACGGUGCGCUGCUGGAGGAAAAGGAUGCGCAGCUGGAUAGCUACAUGAGCUCACUGACUUUGGAUAAUUUGAAUAUCAAUGAGGAGCAAGCCAACAAGCUGCCCCAGGGCAUUGUGGACCGCUGUGCUGCAUUGCAUGCGAAUAAAACAGCAAUAAGCGAUUUAAUUGAAGCCAUGUCGCAGCUGGCAGAGAUAACAGCCGAUGUGGAAACGAAUCUGAACGAGCUAACGCAUAUGCUGGACGCCGAGGCGCAGGCAGAGCGUGAAUUUCAAGCUGCCAGCGGCAUGCAGCGCACGCCCAAUGCGCACAUAACCGAACUAACACGCGAAUAUCAAAAGUAUAGCGAAGCGCAUGCCAAAGCAGGCGAAUCCAACAAUACACUGCGCAAGGCUAUGAGUUUGCAUGUAAACAAUUUAAAAAUCCUAGCGCGACCGCUGCCUGAAAUACAACAACUAAUGCCCAAGCUAAGCUGUGAGCUAAACACAGCGGAAAUAUUCAAGGAUGUCAAACUGAUUGUGAACAAAGUGAAUGAAAUGAAAGCGCAGCGCGCACAAUUUCAUGCCGAGCUGCGCAUUGCUAUCAAUGAGGAUGAUAUCACCAGCAAAGUAAUAGCGCAUGGCGCUCAGGAGGGAUUGCAAGUGCUGUUUGCCAACGAGCUGGCCAAGCAUGAGCGUUUGACGCAGCUGCUGGAUCAGAAUGUGCUGGCGCAGCAAAAUAUUUUACAAGCGCUAACCGAAGCUUAUGCGCGAGCUGCACCUGUGCUGAAGACGCUGCAGGAUGUUAAACAAAAACGCGAGCAUUUCUACAGCAGCUUGUCGGUAAGCUAUGAUGUCUAUGAGGAUCUGCUGGCCAAGUCUGCCAAGGGCUUGGAGUUCUAUAAGAAACUAGCGGGCAAUGUGCAAAAGCUGCUAACGCGUUUCAAAUCAGCGCGUGAUGUGCAAACCGAGGAACGUCAGCAGCGUUUGCAAAGCGUCAAAGCCACGCCCCCAACAGCAGCAGCAGCAACAACAACAGCGCCAGCAGCUUCUGCAGUGCCAACUGCCACGCCUAUUAGCGCUACGCCCAAGCUGCGUGAUUAUCUCAAAGCCAAGCAACAACAGCCCAGUUUGGAUGCCAGCAGUUAUGUCAAUACAGUGCGUCCAGUGCCAGUUGGCUCCGAGAAUCCUACGCAAGCUGCUUGCUCCAACUAUGCCACUGCGACUGCUGCUGCUGCUGCCGCACCCAAUGAGCCACCGCCGCCUUACAGUCUGCAGCAGCAGCAAUACUUUGAUCCACAAGCUGCAGGCUAUACCAAUCCCAUGUAUCAACAGCAACAGCAGCAUAUAGCGCCGCCAGCUUACAAAGCGCAGGCGUCGCCAAAUUCUCAAACCUUGCAAGGCGCCAUGGCGCAGCUUAGCAUGCAGUCAGCUCAGCAACAACAAACACAACAGAACAGCAAACCUAUUCCAAUCAUCCCUGGCUACAGCUACAAUCCACAAACGGGCAUCUAUGAGUACAGCAGCGGCUAUCAGCAGGACAAGCAGCCCACACAAAUGUCUCAAGGCUAUGGACAAUUUACGCAAAGCGGACAGCAGCUUAAUGUUGGCACCACAGACUCUGAGGCGGCCAAUCGCAGCAAUGUAGCCACAGGCUUUGAUUCACCAAUUGUGUCACACACCAAAGCUGCUGACAAAGAAGCAGCAGCUCAGGAUACUGCUGCCAACUAUUAUACGCCACCCUAUGGCUAUCAUUCCAAUGGCGAGACGCCCGCACAGGCGCCACAGCAGCAGCAACAACAACAACAGCCGCAAGCGCUGGCGUCACCCAUGCCCACACCCACACCCACGUCCAGUGUUUACAUGCAAAGCGGCGGCAGCAGCAUUGCCAAUACCCAAACCACCACUAGCAGCGCGCCAUAUGCAUCGAGUGCGCAGUCCGCAGCAGUUAAACCCAAAGCCGCCAGCAAUGUAGAUCUGCUUAGUGACUUGGAUAUUGAUUGUGCUGCAGCAGUGCCAGCGCCCUUGCUGCAGCCACAAAUUGUAGCCAGUCCAACGCCACCAGCUAGCCAAGUGGCUGCUGUUGAAACUGUUGUGGAAGCGCCUGUGCUUGCCGCCAGCUCGCCGCUAGCUUCGCCUACACCAGCAGCAGCAGCAGCAGCACGCAAAAACAGUCUAAGCAAUCUUAGUAACUGCUCUGAUUUGAGCUCGCUAGAGAACUUUGAUUGGGAUUCGGUUUCAUUAACACAUUCCGCCAAUGAGAAACAAACUAGCAAUGGACAUUCACUUAAUACAUUCCAAAUGCGUGCGCAUGAUGCUUUCAACGACGAAAAGACACUUAAAUAUUUUCACAAGGAAGUAGAAAGCUAUGAAAAGCUAGUGGAAAGUUUGCAUGUUAAAAUGCUAAAUGGCAAUACGCAACUGGGCGCUAAGUGGCUGGAGCUGCAGCAGAAGCUGGAAAAGGAUGCAAGCGUUAAGCGCACCACCACCAUAGCCAAGUUGUUUCCGGAGAAGAAUCGCUCGCUGGACUGCUUGCCCUACGAUCAUGCAAGAGUAAAGCUGGACAAGCAAACUGAUGAUUAUAUUAAUGCAGCCAGAAUAGAAAGUCUAAGCAGCGGCUGUCCACACAUUAUUAUAGCCCAAACACCACAAGCGAAUACUAUAAACGAUUUUUGGUCCAUGAUUUGGUCGCAAAAGUCGCGCACUGUUGUUUGUUUGCAUACAACAAAUGAGCUCUUUGAUCCAUACUGGCCACAAGCGCUGGAGCAGCCCACACACUAUGAUGACUACACAGUGAACUGCGUUAAGCUGCAGCAGCUGAGCCACUGCACUGAGUAUCAGCUGAAGUUGUCCAUGCAUGGCGCCGAUGCAGUGCUGGAUUUGUCGCUGCUGCAGCUUAAGCAAUGGACCAAGGCUUUGCCUACACAAUUGUUAAGCAUAGCGCAGAAUGCGCUGCAGACACAUCAGCAACGUUGUUUGGCUGCCAAUGCGCCCACAUCGCCGCUGAUAUUGAGCUGCCUAACAGGCUCGGAGCGUUCGGAGCUGCUGGCUGUAGGAAUUUGUGCGCUCACAGGCACGCAGGUCAAGCGUCCCAUUUUGAUAAAUGUGGUGGAUGUGUGGACGCGCAUUUGCAUGCAGCGCCAGCACUCGCUACGUGAUGCAGCCAGCUUGGAGCAAUCGAUGCAAAUUGUGCUUAGCAAUGCGCACAAUGUGCUCAACAAACGCGGCAUUAUAACCUCAUAUCAAAUGAAAAUGGCACCGCAGGUAACUGCAAAGGAGCAGCAGGAGAACAAAGAUCCUUUGAACGAACUGGAUGCAUUGUGGAAAAUGAAAUGAACAACGACUGAACCACAGCAGCGCUUUAAAAUUUGUAAUCAUUUGUAAUUCUUAUAUUUAUACAACUUAACGACUAUCGCUCAUAUGUUAAAAACAAUUGUUGAGCAAAAGUAUUGGUAACCGUCAUAUGUAUGUCUAUUAAAUGCUAUUCAAUUAA